Messenger RNA from Arabidopsis lyrata subsp. lyrata, 987 nucleotides. Its product is annotated as WD repeat-containing protein 44. Gene Ontology annotation, molecular function: protein binding. The record is from RefSeq and is a predicted model, not a curated record. The annotation marks the transcript as partial. Lineage: Eukaryota; Viridiplantae; Streptophyta; Magnoliopsida; Brassicales; Brassicaceae. The transcript is spliced from 3 exons.
CUUAUGCGUAGAGAGAAUGUGAAUAGGAUUAACUACGAACCGUUAAUGGAUCUUCGGAAGUUUAAUUCGUAUCUUUCGAAAAGCGUGAGGUUGAGUAAGAGAAGAGGAGCUGCAUUGUUGAAGAACAUUAAGGGUGUAGCUCAUUCCAUGAGUUUACGGGUUGCGGAUAAAGAUGUAAGCGAUGGAAGCACCGAUAGUCCGAAAAAGGGGAAAGAUCAUAAGCAUGGUAAAGCUAAUGAGUGGGUGAAAGUUAGACCAACAGGGAAAUCUUACAAGGAAUUAAGUGCUUUGCAUAUGUGUCAAGAGAUUCAAGCUCACGAGGGUGCGGUUUGGACUAUUAAGUUUAGUCAAGAUGCUCAUUAUCUAGCGAGCGGAGGAGCGGAUAGAGUCAUUCAUGUAUGGGAGGUUCAAGAAUGUGAACUAAUGUCUAUGAAUGAAGGGAGUCUCACUCCUAUUCAUCCUUCACUUUGUGACUCUGCUGGAAAUGAGAUAACUGUGGUAGAGAAGAAAAGGAAAGGAAAAGGCUCAUCGGGGAGGCGAAACAAUCAUAUUCCGGAUUACGUACAUGUUCCUGAAACCGUCUUCUCCUUUUCUGAUAAGCCUGUUUGCUCUUUGAAAGGUCAUUUGGAUGCUAUUUUGGAUCUGUCAUGGUCCAAAUCUCAGCUUCUUCUUUCAUCUUCCAUGGACAAAACAGUCAGGUUAUGGGAUCUAGAAACCAAAACAUGUCUCAAACUGUUUGCCCAUAAUGACUAUGUGACAUGUAUCCAGUUUAGCCCAGUGGAUGAAAAUUAUUUCUUAAGUGGUUCACUUGACGCUAAGAUAAGGAUAUGGAGCAUACAAGAUCGACAUGUUGUGGAAUGGAGUGAUCUUCAUGAAAUGGUUACUGCUGCUUGCUACACUCCAGACGGUCAGGGUGCACUUAUCGGGUCACAUAAAGGAAUUUGUCGUGCUUACGAUACAGAAGGUUCUUUCCUAAGCUCUUUCUGA